UUCCUAUAUAAGGACCUUACCAAGCAAAAGGGACUCAAACUGAAAUCAACGAUCUUUCCACCCACGCGCCGGAGCGUGGGUAUAUACCGAUUCCCGGCGAAAAUUUCUCACUCGGAGGCAAUCCUAUCCUUUGCAGCGAGCACCAGUGCCUGAUUUCUCAAAUUUAGGUUUAUUUACACGUAUACGCACAUCGAGAAGACGAGAGAGAGUUAGUUAUGAGUUCGGAGUUGAUCUACAGAGGACAAGAGGCGCCGCCGGUGACGGACGGUUAUACGCCGAAGCCUCCGAAGCCAUGGCUGAAUGUGAUUCGCCCAGUUCGGUAUAUGCUCCGCGAGCAGCGCCUCGUUUUUCUCAUCGCCGGCAUUGCUGUAGCCACCGUCAUCUUCACCCUCCUUCCGUCGUCUAAUCCCGCUCCCCACGUCCACGGAGAUUCCGUCAACGGCCACGGCUACAACGCGAUCUCCGGCUCCGACUUUCUAGCAGAGACGACGGCUCACUCGGACCGGCUUCUCUACCAGAGCCGCGUCGGACUCGGAUCCUUCAAUUCGGGCGGGAAGAUUCCUCUAGGUCUGAAACAGAAGGGAUUGAGGAUCGUGGUGACAGGCGGCGCCGGAUUCGUAGGCAGCCAUCUGGUUGACCGUCUGAUCGCGAGAGGCGACAGUGUAAUCGUCGUCGACAACUUCUUCACCGGCCGGAAGGAAAACAUUAUGCACCAUUUCGGAAACCCCAGGUUCGAACUCAUCCGACACGACGUCGUUGAGCCACUUCUCCUGGAAGUCGACCAGAUCUACCACCUUGCCUGCCCUGCCUCCCCUGUUCACUACAAGCACAACCCCGUGAAGACUAUCAAGACAAAUGUGGUAGGGACACUGAACAUGCUGGGAUUGGCGAAGAGAGUCGGUGCGCGGUUUUUGCUAACCAGCACCAGUGAGGUAUACGGCGAUCCUCUACAGCACCCGCAGAAGGAAACCUACUGGGGCAACGUCAAUCCUAUCGGUGUCCGCAGUUGCUACGACGAGGGAAAGCGUACUGCCGAAACGUUGACCAUGGAUUACCAUAGGGGAGCUCACGUUGAGGUGAGGAUAGCUAGGAUAUUCAACACCUAUGGUCCCCGUAUGUGCAUUGAUGAUGGCCGUGUCGUCAGCAACUUUGUCGCUCAGGCGUUAAGGAAGGAGCCGAUGACUGUUUAUGGCGAUGGAAAGCAGACAAGAAGUUUCCAAUUUGUAUCUGAUUUGGUUGACGGUCUUAUCCGGUUGAUGGAAGGAGAACACGUUGGACCUUUUAACCUUGGAAACCCAGGCGAAUUCACCAUGCUUGAACUAGCCAAGGUUGUGCAGGAAACCAUUGAUCCAAAUGCUCGGAUAGAGUUCAGGCCAAAUACAGAGGAUGACCCGCACAUGAGGAAGCCUGAUAUCUCGAGGGCAAAAGAACUGCUUGGAUGGGAGCCCAAAGUGCCUCUAAGAAAGGGUUUGCCAAUGAUGGUGCAAGACUUCAGGCAGCGUGUCUUUGGUGACCACAAAGAAGAUGCUCCAACAACCUCUACAACCUAAUAAUGCUUCCAAUAUUUGACAAUCAUGUUUGUACGUGGUCAACAAGGUAAAAACGUGGCACAACACCAUUGACCAUUACAAUUUCCCAUGCUAUGCUGCUUCUGCCGCACCGUAUUCUGUCGGUGCUACUCAUCCAGUCCGUAUCCUUCAUCGUCCUUUAAACAGUUCUAGAGCUUUUUAUUUCCUUAGAGAUAUCUACCAUUUUUGUAUCUUAAAAAUCCAAUGCUAUUACUUAUGUAGACAACAAGCUUUAUAUUAUGGAGUGGAGUAUUCAAAUAUUCAAUAAAUUGUGUCCAUUUUCUUACAA
Molecule: messenger RNA, 1857 nt
Organism: Ipomoea triloba (trilobed morning glory)
Lineage: Eukaryota; Viridiplantae; Streptophyta; Magnoliopsida; Solanales; Convolvulaceae
Product: UDP-glucuronic acid decarboxylase 4-like
Exons: 7
Coding region: 216-1550 (444 amino acids)
Biological process (GO): D-xylose metabolic process
Cellular component (GO): cytoplasm
Molecular function (GO): UDP-glucuronate decarboxylase activity; NAD+ binding
Source: RefSeq, a predicted model, not a curated record